Messenger RNA from Didymosphaeria variabile, 1098 nucleotides. It is a transcript of the gene HSV2, whose product is annotated as Phosphatidylinositol 3,5-bisphosphate-binding protein. Gene Ontology annotation, biological process: protein localization to phagophore assembly site; protein lipidation; autophagy of mitochondrion. Gene Ontology annotation, cellular component: cytosol; extrinsic component of membrane; phagophore assembly site membrane. The transcript is spliced from 3 exons. Gene Ontology annotation, molecular function: protein binding; phosphatidylinositol-3-phosphate binding; phosphatidylinositol-3,5-bisphosphate binding. The record is from RefSeq and is a predicted model, not a curated record. NCBI's taxonomy places the organism in Eukaryota, Fungi, Ascomycota, Dothideomycetes, Pleosporales, Didymosphaeriaceae. Bases 1 to 1098 code for a protein of 365 amino acids.
AUGAACACCCGGCCAGUUCUCGAUCCGACUCAACAGCCCUUUGCGUUGGCUGCUGCGUUCAAUGGUGACAACAAAUUCUUCUCCGUUGCACACGAGCACGGCUUCAAAGACCUGAGCGGCGGCAUCGGCUGCGCGGACAUGGUUGGCACUACCAACUACAUCAUCCUGGCCGGAGGAGGCAGGUCGCCGCACUUUCCGUCGAACAAGAUCCAAAUCUGGAAUGACCAAAUACAACAGGUCUCUGGCUCGCUCGAGUUGAAGGCACCCGUGCUCCGCGUUCGCGCCUCCAAGGAUUUUCUAGUCGUGGUCUUACCUUUCCAAGUCAUCACAUACAAGUUAGGGAAUCCUCCCCAGAAGAUCCAUCCGUACGAUACAGUGGAAAACCCGUAUGGACUGUGUUCUUUCGAGGAGAACAUCGUGGCCAUGCCCGGCGCAAACGCUGGCCAGGUUAGGAUCGUCAGGCUGGUCGAUGGCAAUCUCAAUCCGCGCGUUACUCUCAUCCCGGCGCACACCACCCAUCUGCGCGCCGUUGCGUUAAACAAAAAAGCUGACAUGGUGGCUACCGCGAGCGAGAAAGGGACAAUCAUCCGACUGUGGGCCGUCGAAUCCGGCACGAAGAUCGGCGAAUUCCGCCGUGGAAUAGACGAAGCUGCUAUUUUCUCCCUGGCAUUUUCGCCGCGUGACAAUAUGCUUGCUGUAACGUCAGACAAGUCCACCGUACACAUCUUCGACGUCCCAAAUGGCGCCCAGACGGCUGCAGAUAUAAACUACAAGACGCACAAGUACGGCAUCCUUGCCAAACUUCCACUCCUCCCACGUCAGUUCUCCGACACCUACUCCAGCGCCUCAACGCAUUUCGAAAUGGGUGAUGAAUUGGGAGGGUGGAGCCCACAGUCAAAGGCUGCCACAAAGGAGGUUCUUAGGAAGUUCUCUCCGGAACGAGUUCCUACGAAGGGUCUCCUUGGGUGGGUGACUGAUAAUGAGCUCCUGGUCAUUGGUGCUGGCCAAGAUGCGCGGUGGGAGAAAUUUGCUGUAGGUGUCACCGACGAGGGACAGAAGUACAUUCAAAGCAUAGCAUGGAAGAGAUAUCUGGACUGA